Ochlerotatus camptorhynchus is the source of this 488-nucleotide messenger RNA. RefSeq names its product TCF3 fusion partner homolog. Gene Ontology annotation, cellular component: Ino80 complex. The transcript is spliced from 2 exons. The record is from RefSeq and is a predicted model, not a curated record. Gene Ontology annotation, molecular function: DNA binding. The coding region runs from base 73 to 384 and encodes 103 amino acids. Gene Ontology annotation, biological process: apoptotic process; apoptotic signaling pathway; positive regulation of apoptotic process. NCBI's taxonomy places the organism in Eukaryota, Metazoa, Arthropoda, Insecta, Diptera, Culicidae.
UUGUGUGUAAAAUUCUGCAAUGCUCUGCAAAAAAGUUUGAAUAUCUGUAGUCAACGUUCCCUAACCGCAGCCAUGACGAGUGGGAAACCUUCCAAACCGAACGUCAGCCAUCCGCACGGUGAGAACGGGCACCAACUGUUCAACGAGAUGGAUAAAAACGAACAGUACCGGAGAGGUGUGAAGAUGCUCCAGGAACGAUGCAAGGCGAUUCAAAAGAACAACGAACGGAUAGUACACAGGUUACAUCUAGUAAAAAAAUUGACCAAGAAACGCAAUCGUGAGGUGGAGAUGCUUAAGAAUCGACUCGAUAGGCACAAUGACGGCUGGAGAACGGCACCCCAACCGGUGGCUGUGAAGCUAGAAGAAAGUAAGGCGUCGGAGUAGACUGUUUCUAAUAGGCUAUCGUACAAUAAUUAUCUAAUUGAUUACGAGAAAAUUGAGAUAUCCAACGAUUGAUGAAUUAAAUAGAAAUAAACUAUUUUUAAGCA